AUGGCUAUCUCAACAUGGAUUCCACCGUCGCCACCAGAUCCCAAUACCUUGAAGAACCCACCACUAUUCGCUCCUUUCCCGCUCAUCCAACUGCGGUCUGGCAAGGUCAAGAAGGCACUUGGAAACGGCAAGAUUGAGACGGCUAUUCACAAGGCUCCAUUGACUGGUCCUGUCGAAAUCAGCGAAACGGGUAUUCCUAGCGAUGAGCAUUCGUUCCAUUUGCAUGGCGGCCCAGACAAGGCGCUCCUUCACUACUGCACGGCACAUUAUGAUGAAUGGAAGAAACAACUACCAGCCUCAGAGCACCACUUCAAGCCUGGCGCUUUUGGCGAAAACUUAUCCAACAGAGAAGUCAGCGAGAUGAACUUAUGCAUUGGGGAUCGGUUGGCCAUUGGCGAGAUCAUUGUCGAAGUCAGCGAGCCACGAGCGCCUUGCUACAAGCUCAACCAUCGUUUCGAGGUCAAAGACAUGGCGAAGCGUGCGCAGACGCUGCUACGUACCGGCUGGUUGUAUCGCAUUAUCAAACCAGGUACCGUCAUCGCUGGCGACAUGAUCACCUUGCUUGAGCGACCAAAUCCGGAGUGGACGGUUGCUAGGGUAAUGUAUUACCUGUUUAACGAGACCAACAACGUAGAGAUGAUGAAGGAGAUUGUUGGUCUGCCGCAACUCGGCUGGGAGAUCAAGGGCAAAUUCCAGAAACGCCUAGACCAGGGAGUCGUCGAGGAUCAUAGCGGCAGGUUGUUCGGUAGCGAUGAAGAGAAGAUGGAUGCUUGGCAAGAAUACCGUCUGAUUGAGAAGCGGAGGGAGACGAAUAGUGUCACAGCCUUUGUCUUUGAUUCCGUCGAAGAUAUCCCAGCGCCACGACCUGUCGAGCCCGGAAGCCAUGUGAUAUUGAAGCUUGGAGGGAAUCUAAUACGCGCAUACUCUGUCACUGGCGGGAACUCAAAGCGCUUUGAGAUUGGCGUUGCUUUGGAUCCAACCAGCCGAGGUGGCUCCAAGUACCUCCACGAGCAGACCAAGGUUGGGGAUGUACUUACGGCCAGUCGCAUCAGAGCAAGCUUCCCUCUCGCCAAAGACGCAGACCAGCACAUCAUCAUCGCAGGCGGUAUCGGCAUCACAGCUUUCAUAGUGGCAUUCCCAUACCUUCAGGAAUCGAAACAAGACUUCCACCUCCACUAUGCUGUCGCAGAAGAAGUGCCCUUCCCCUCCAGAAUUGCUGCUCUCGGGUCCAAAGCAUCAAUCUACAACAAAUCCAAAGGCCAACGUCUAGAUAUCUCCGCUAUACUCGCAAAGGCCGACCAUCAGACACACAUCUACACGUGUGGUCCCACACGCCUCUCGGAUGCUGUCAUUGCGACCGCAAAAUCUUACGGUUUCCCAGAGUCGUCUGUACACGUCGAAGCCUUUACCGUAGCUACGUCGGGUGAUCCGUUCACAGCAGAGCUCAAACAGAGUGGGAAAACCGUGGAGGUAGGGGCUACCCAGUCGCUGCUUGACGCACUCAAGGCUGUGGGUAUGGAUAUCGAUAGCUCGUGUGAAGUGGGCAAUUGCGGGACGUGUAGAGUAGACGUUUGCGGUGGUAGAGUAGAACACCAGGGAACCGGUUUAUUGGACGAGGAGAAAGAGGGUAGUAUGCUGAGUUGUGUUAGCCGGGGUGUGGGCAAAAUUGUGUUGGAUCUAUAG
Messenger RNA from Alternaria burnsii, 1683 nucleotides. Its product is annotated as 3-chlorobenzoate--dioxygenase reductase subunit. Gene Ontology annotation, molecular function: pyridoxal phosphate binding; molybdenum ion binding; 2 iron, 2 sulfur cluster binding. The transcript has a single exon. NCBI's taxonomy places the organism in Eukaryota, Fungi, Ascomycota, Dothideomycetes, Pleosporales, Pleosporaceae. Bases 1 to 1683 code for a protein of 560 amino acids. The record is from RefSeq and is a predicted model, not a curated record.